GGCAGUUGACAGUUGAAGCUCUGGUGGCUGAUACUAUAGUCUUGCCUUGGAAGAGCGAGCUAGUGUGCUUUGCAGCUAGUGUUAUACUUCCAGCGAUUUAUCUUGUUGUUCAGAGCACAAUAAAAUCUGUGGUUUUCCUGAACAUUUUUUUAUUUUAUUUUUUCUAUUUGGUGGAUUUAUUGGACAUCUGGAGAUGAGCCGGAGAACGGAGCUGAGACGGCUCCUGGAGGAUCAGAGGAGGUGGAGCCGUCACGGAGAUCAUGAUGAUUCAACCCAGACCGUAUUUGAGGAGAGACUGCGGUCUGAGCGCCGAGGAGGUGAAAGGAGAGCUCGUCAGGACACCCAGGAACAUCUGCAGAGACCUCAGAGGGAGCAGAGACACCGAAGCCGUUCUCCUCUUCCUGCUCCUGAGAUGGCACCAACAGACGGACCAAGUCCAGAUCCUCUCCCUGGUCCAAGUCAUCUACAGCCAACGUCUCAGCAGCCAGCGGAGAAUAGGCAGAAUCUCUCGGACAUGGUGCACGAGAUCGUCAUGCAGAUGAGGACAGCCGCUGAGGGAGCUGACAAUGAGCAGAAUAUCCCGGCCAUUUUGGAAGAGAUCAUCGAACAGAACAGGCCAGCUGUGGUGGAAGAGAUGCACAGGCAGAAUGUCCAGGCCCUGCAGCUAAGGAUCAGAUUUUUCCAAUCUACCAUCAUUGCUGGGGAUGAAGCGACACAGUCAUGUGCCAUCUGUCUGAUGCAGUACCAAGAUGGGGAGCGAGUGUCUACCCUGCCCUGCAGCCACAAGUACCAUCCAAGCUGCAUCUCACAGUGGUUUGCAACACAUUCCAGCUGUCCCCUGUGCCGCAGAGAGUGCAUCCCAGCGCAGAUUGAGUGUUGGAUCUCCUGAAUACGGUAAGAGGAAGAUCUAAAUUACCACCUUCUCUAGAUUCCAUACCACCUCCUCCACUCUACUUUGGGCCUACUGCCCACACUGCUCACCGGGCCUAGUGCUCGCCUAUUGUGCCAUUCUAUUGGGUCUAAUGCCCCUUUUAUAUUGACCGGCCUAGUGCCUGCCUAAUGAUUCCCAGGCCUAGUGCCUGCUAUGCCCACGGGCCUAGUGCCGAACCCUGGUGGUCUAGGGUGGGACCGUCUGGAUUUACCCAUCCUAAGGGCGGUGGCUGGACCAAGCUUGGUCCAGACCCGCCUACCGCUUGGUCUUGCUCCCACCACCUUCGGCCUUCCUUGAAUCUUCACCUGGGCAGUGGUGGCCAGUAAAAGCUAUUUUACGUCGCACACCACUGUCCCAGGACUUCGACGGUUUCACCACAUCUGCGGCAUUGAGCCGACUUAUCCAUCCUGCGGCCUAGCACCGGAUGAAGCGAUAUCACAGCUUAGCACUGACUUACAACACCUAUAGCCUAGCGCCGACUUAUCCAAUCUGCGGCCUAGCGCAGGAUCAAGAGAUACUACGGCCUAGUGCCGACUUACCACACCUGUGGGUAAUCGCACAAUGUAAGACUACUGGGCAUUGUGCCCUUGCCUAUACCAACCUUGUCGUCCACAUAGUAGCUUUGGGCUUACCGCCCACUGUGCCCUGGCCAAUUGUUGCCUAUAUGUGGGACUUUGCUGCCAUGGGCGUGUUGCCCGCCUACCUGAAAUGAUCCAAAUGCUUUGGGCCUAUUGCUCACCUACCUGAGCCUCUUACAAUAGCUUUGGGCCUUAUGACCACGGGACCCCGACCUAUUGCUGCCGUUAGGGGCUAAAGAUUCUAUCCAUGGGCCUAGUGUCCAUGUAGUGUGCACCUCCAUUGGGCCUUCUGCCCACACUGCUCACCGGGCCUAGUGCUCACCUACACUGCCAUUCUAUUGGGCCUAAUGCCCCUGUAUGUCACCCGGGCCUAGUGCCCGCGUAAUGAAUCCCAGGCCUUGUGCCUGCUAUGUCCACGGGCCUAGUGCCCGAACCCUGUUGGUCUAGGGUGGGACCGUCUGGAUUUACUCAUCCUAAUGGCUGUGGCUGGAUGAAGCUUGGUCCAGACCCGCCCAACGCGCGGUCUUCGCCGGAGGCGGGAUGUCUCCUACCACCUCCGGGCUUCCUGGAGUCUUCACCUGGGCAGUGGUGGCCAGUAAAAGCUCUUUUCCAUCGCACACUACUGUCCCAGGGUUUCGACGUCUUAUCCACAUCUGCGGCAUAGCGCCGACUUAUCCAACCUGCGGCCUAGUGCCGGAUGAAGAGAUACCACAGCUUAGCGUUGACUUACCGCAUUUGUAGACUAGCGCCAACUUAUCCAACCUGCGGUCUAGCGCAGGAUCAAGUGAUACUACGGCCUAGUGCCAAUUUACCACACCUGCGGUUAAUCGCACAAUGUAAGACUACUAGGCCUUGUGCCCUUGCCUAUACCAACCUUGUCAUCCACACAAUAGCUUUGGGCUUACCGCCCACUGUGCCUCAGCCUAUUGUUGUGUAUCUGGGGGACUUUGCUGCCAUGGGCCUGUUGCCCGCCUACUUAAUAUGAUCCAAAUGUUUUGGGCCUAUUGCCCACCUACCUGAGCUUUGUGCCUAAUGACCACGGGGCCCAGCUAUUGCUUCUGUUGAGAGACAAAUCUUCUAUCCAUGGGCCUAGUGCCCGCCUAAUGUGCAAGUCUAUUGGGCCUACUGCCCACACUGCUCCUCGGGCCUAGUGCCCACUUAUUGUGCCAUUCUAUUGGGCCUUAUGCCCCUUUAUGUACACCGGGCCUAGUGCGCGCCUAAUGCGACCCAGGCCUAGUGCCUGCUAUGCCCACGGGCCUAGUCUCAAACUCUGGUGGUCUAGGGUGGGAACGUCUGGAUUUAUCCAUUCUAAGGGCUGUGGUUGGACCAAGCUUGGUCCAGACCCGUCCUCCACGUGGUCUUCGCCAGAGGCGGGAUGGCUCCCACCACCUCCGGGCUUCCUGGAGUCUUCACCUUGACAGUGGUGGCCAGUAAAAGCUCUUUUCUGUCGCACACCGCUGUCCCAGGGCUUCCGACGUCUUCACCGACAAGUGUCGGAUCUUUGAGCUUCACCCGCGGGCGGAGGUGUGUAACAGCUCUUUCACAACUGCCACCACCCUCCAGGACUUCCGGCACCUUUCCCUGCAUCUUCUAUCUUCAAUCUUCGGGAGCUCUUCACUGCUUCCUCCCGGCUGACAUACUGCUCACCCGUGCCCGGCGCUGGCUGAUAUGAGCCAGUGCCAGGAGGCGGGGCUAUGAUGUAGCGAGCCAGGAUUGACUUGCCGCCGCCACUCGAUGCAGGUACGCCGCCAUUACACACGUGGAGCGGAAGUGCUUAUUCACCAAUGCCUCCAUGGCCGCUGCUGAACUCUGCAUCCAGCUGGACAGGUGGGGACUGGACCAGACACGGCCCAGGUCCCCAGCGCUGCCUGGUUCCACUGCCGGAUACUUCCCCAUAGGACGGCACCAGGAUCCCUCUUGAUCCCAGCCCGUCCCAGGCAAGGAAGAACAGAGCACAUAGUAGCAGGUCCAGUGACUGCGCUAGUACACUGGGCAUUGCUACACAUGUGCAGUACAGGUCCCUCUUGAUCCCAGCCCGACCCAGGAAAGGAAGAACAGAGCACAUAGUAGCAGGACCAGUGACUGCGCUAGUACACUGGGCAUUGCUACACAUGUGCAGUACAGGUCCAUGACAUUGGUCAUACUACGGUAUUAGAUUAUCAGUGAUUGACAGUCUGAUUCCGCUUGAUGGGUGGGGAGGGGUGGCAACAGCCUGUUUCUCAAAAUGGAUUUGUGUUGCCAAUGUUUUUAGGGAGGGACUAGGCCAGGAUUAUCCGCCUGAGGUUGUAGAUUUCAUGGCUCCUUCAUAGUAGACGCGGUGGCUGACUUGCGCGACUCCUUGGGUCACUCAGCCGGCCGAUAGUGUUGCAGAAGAUCUGAUACUACCUCCUAGGAUGCAGCUCGGAUCAGUAAUGCACGCAGGAGGCAUGACGCAUCCUGCUGUAUUACCAUAUUAGCGCUACCACUGCUGCUUUUGUAUAAGCAGCAGAUAUAGUUCCUCCAUCCACAUCUGAAUCAGGCCCACUGUGCUCCUACUGGCCAGUGGCCAUCUUAUGUGUGGCACCGGGGGAAUCCUUUGCAUACCCCACAGCCGUCCUGCUUUGGAUAGGAUAGUCCCGCUUUUCGGGAACUGUCAGGCUGUCCCAUCCGCGGGGAGCAAUGUCCCGGGGUGAGGGGAGUUAGGGGGAGCACUCUAACCCGUGCUCUGCAUAGCAUACAUGCCAUGUGCAAGGAAUCUACCAGAGCCUGAUUCAGGAGGCGUCAUAUGCAAAUAGACAUCACCUGAUGGCUUCUCUGAUCUGCUGCUGUUCUGAGCAUUGUACCACCUGUGUUAGCAUCGAUCAUCUGAGUAAACCUUAGGCCUUGACGCACCAAGAAAACGGGUCCGACAUCAGUGGCGGAACUUGAGAGUGUUGGGCUCAGGUUCAAAAAUAUGUUCUGGGCUCCCCUCCUCCGUCAUAAGGGGGUUUUCACAUCGGCGAUGUCAUUUAUAGCUUCGGCUUUUGCUCCCCUUGUAGUGGCUAUGGCCCCUGAUUCUGCACGGCCUUUGACCAUGGUUCAGGGUGGGGGUCUUAUUUCCGUCCCAUCCAGACCGGCGAUGCAGCAGUUUUUGCAGGCAUGUCAGGACAUGGGAGCGGCUGUUGUCCAACUGGGUAUGAGCGCACCUGCAACAGUAGAGUAUACUAGGGCGCCCGCUAUGGUUUCUCCUCCCCUUUUGGCCGCCUCAGUAGCUUAAUCUUCGGAGGCGGCUUUAACUCCUUAUUCAUUGUUUGAUGAAGAGCUGAGAGAAGAUGAAGCUGUUUCCUCGGCGGAGGCGUUGGUGACUGGUCAGACCGAGACUUCAGGUGAGGCAGAGACAGAUUAAGGGGGGCCAGGGGAUAUGUUACCUUGGGCCCUCUCGCCUCUUAGGGGCCCCCCAUGAGGAACCAAUUUUGUCUUUCAGGGAUGGAGACAGCAGCUUUGCCUACAUCUCUGCAGCGGCCGGGGCCACCCGCAGUCACAAUCAGAGCACCUGCCUGGCAGCUCCUCACAGAGAGCUCUGAUCGGCAGAUCUCUCUGCAUUGGAUACAUUACACCCACACAGCUGAGGCCGGGAGCUACUGAGCAUGUGCAGCAGCAGAUCAGCUCACAUGGACUCCAGCAGUUACUAUCCUCCUCCUCCUCUUCCUGUUUUGGUUAAUUUUGUAUUUUGUAUGUGUAUGCGUGUGUUUUGUAGGUAUGCUGUGUGUGUAUGUGUAGGUAUGCUGUGUAUGUAUGUAUGUAUGUAUGCUGUAUGUGUGUGUAGGAAUGCUGUGUGUGUAUGUGUGUAUGCUAUGUGUGUUUGUAGGUAUGCUAUGUAUGUAUGCUGUAUGUGUGUGGGUAUGCUGUUUGUAUGUAUGUAUGUAUGUAUGUAUACAUGCUGUGUGUAUGUAUGUAUGUAUGCAUGAUGGGUGUGUGUAGGUAUGCUAUGCAAGUAUGUAUAUAUGUAUGUAUGCUAUGUAUGAUGUGUGUUAUGUGUAUGUAUGCAGUGUGUAUAUAAGCAUGCUAUUUGUGUUUGUAGGAAUGCUGUCUAUGUAUGUAUGUAUUUAUGUGUGUGUGUGUGUGUGUGUGUGUGUGUGUGUGUGUGUGUGUUUUGUGUAUGUAUGCAUAUGUGUGUUUGUAUAUAUGCUGUAUGUGUAUGAAUGCAUGUAUGUGUGUAUGCAUUCUAUGUGUGUAGGUAUGCUGUGUGAAUGUAUGUAUGUAUGUAUAUAUGCUGUGUGCGUGGGGAUUCCGAAUGUCAUUAUGCUGACAUCGGCAUCCCUAGCGGUGGAAUGCCGGCAGGGGGGCGAGCGCAACUUAGCCCCCUGGGGGCUCGGUGGCGAGUUACGCUCACCACAGGUUUUAUUCUCUCUCUAUGGGUGUCAUGGACACUCAUAGAGGGGGAAUCACCUACCUCGCCGGUAUACCGGCGGCGGCAUGGUGCCCCCAUUGGGAUCUCAGUGUCUGUAUUGUGACUGCCGGGAUCCCGACUGUCGGUAUGCUAACUGGGGAUUCAGAGGAUGAUGGCUCUGGCUCUGCUACUAGCGCGGUCAGGGCAUGGAAGCGUGCUGCUAAGGGGGGUAUUCAAUUACGUGCCUUUUUUUGACCAGUCAAAAAAAAUAGCACUAAUUCGACCCAGGGCAUUCAGUUGCGGGCUUUUCACCCGGUUUUUAAUCCAUUUUCGCCCAUGCCAUUUCACUUUUUUUUUUUGAAAUCGGCAUUGGCAAAAAUUGCGCCUAAAAUGAACGAAAACACCUGCAAAUUUGCCAAAACACGUGUAUCGGCGGUGGAUUCCCCAAUACACGUGGUUUUCGCCAGUGCCGGAUUUUUCGACCAGUCAAAAAAAACAGCUCGAGCAUUGAAUAGGGCGAAUGGAAAUUCGACCUAAAAAUGGGUGAAAAGUGCAGUUCUUUCGACUGGUCGAAAAAAACAGUACUAAUUGAAUACGCCACUAAGUAUGCUAGGCAAGAGGCGGGUUAGGCGUGAUUGGCUAUGCUCUGGCGAGUUUAGAUAGUUUGCGCAGGGCUUAGCAGCGUUUAGGCGCAUGCAGGAAUUGUUGCGCUGUUUGUUGCGUGUUGCGCUGUCUUGUACGUCUCCCCCUGUCCUCCCUACUCGGGGAUUAGCUACUCGCCACUGUUGGCAGUGGGAGUUUAAAGGGAUUUAACAAUUUUUUACCUGGACUGACGGACUUAAUUCGGCUUAAUUAUACUUGAUUUGGCUAAUUGGAUUUCAAUUAUAUGUCCCUCAGCAGGUUUUAAGUUUUACCUCUGACCGAGUUUACUUGUGUGACCCCCCCCACCCCUUUAUUUGUUUUACCUAUCCUAUUGUAUCUAUAUGUUGCUUCGAUUGGCCUGAAGCUCAUUUACAUGGAAUUUCCAUGAUUUUUUUUUUCUUUUUGGCAGAUCGUCAGGGUGAUAGGCGCAAGGGUUGCAUAGCUGGCCGCACAUGUUUUCUGCUCAGCUAGGUUUAUGGCUUUAAAAUUAAUGUA
Pseudophryne corroboree (corroboree frog) is the source of this 6994-nucleotide messenger RNA. RefSeq names its product E3 ubiquitin-protein ligase RNF12-like. The record is from RefSeq and is a predicted model, not a curated record. NCBI's taxonomy places the organism in Eukaryota, Metazoa, Chordata, Amphibia, Anura, Myobatrachidae. Gene Ontology annotation, biological process: protein ubiquitination. The transcript is spliced from 2 exons. Gene Ontology annotation, molecular function: ubiquitin protein ligase activity. The coding region runs from base 194 to 889 and encodes 231 amino acids. Gene Ontology annotation, cellular component: cytoplasm.